AUGGCAGAGACCAAGGUCGAGGCUCAGACCGAGAACAUGUCGACACAGUACGAAUCAGACAGCUCCUCAUCCCGAUCAAUGCCUGUGCCUAUCGCGCCUCCAGAACAGGAGAUUGAAAAGACUAUCAGCAGAACCACUCAGACGUCGAGGCGCAGUCGUCGUUCCGAUCGGACGAUUACGACAGCUCAAGAUUGGGUUGGACCAGACGAUCCAGACAACCCGCUGAACUGGCCGCUGCUAAAGAAGACGUAUCACACUCUAAUCCCGGCACUCCAGUGCUUCACCAUCACAUUCGGCUCUUCCGUCUAUUCACCUAGUAUCCCUGAAGUUUCGCGCCACUUUGGUAUCAGCUCCACAGCUGCCAUUGUCCCUUUGACCGUGUACGUUCUCGGCCUCGGGUUUGGUCCAGUCAUCAGUGCACCGCUGUCCGAGACGUACGGCCGUCGCGCAGUAUAUCUGAUAUUCUUUCCGCCGUCUCUUCUCUUCACGCUCGGGGCCGGGUUUUCCAAAACAUUCGCCACCCUCGUGGUCUGUCGGUUCCUAGCCGGACUCCUUGGAUCGGGCUGUCUUGCCGUCGGAGCUGGCACCAACUCAGACCUCUUCUCACCUCUCCACCGGGCCGUGGCCAGCGCCGUGUUCCUCCUCGCACCGUUCUUCGGUCCGGCCCUUGGCCCCGCAAUCGGCGGCUACGUCGCCAUGAAGAAAGGCUGGCGCUGGACACAAUGGCUGAUCCUGUUCUGGGGCAUCAUCGCUUACGCAGUCAGCAUCCCACAAAAGGAGACAUACAAGAAGAUCAUCCUCAAGAACCGGGCCGCGAAACUGGGUCUCGCCCCACCCCCGAAUCCACUCCCGCCUGGAAUGUCGAAAGUGCAUUUCUUGGUGGUCGUCACCAUCCUGCGACCCCUGACCAUGCUCACAACCGAGACGAUCGUAGCCGCCUUCAGCUUCUACACGGCCUUCAACUUCAGCGUGCUGUUCGGCUUCUUCGCGGCCUUCCCGAUCGUCUUCCAAUCCCCGUACCCCGAGAUCCAGAUCUACCACUUCAACACGGGCGAAUCAGGCCUGGUAUUUUUGGGCAUCGGCAUCGGCACGUUCCUGGCGACGCUGAUCUUCAUCCUCAUCGACCGCUUGGUGUAUCGCAAGAAGACGCUGAAACGACAUGCCGUGGGUGAUUUCGUGCCGCUGCCGCCCGAGGAACGGUUGUGGGCGGCCAUGCUCGGCUCGUUCUUGCUCCCUGUCGGCCUGUUCUGGUUCGCCUGGUCCGCGAGGGCCGAUGUCCACUGGAUCUCGCCGGUGUUGGCGACCAUCCCGUUCGGCACGGGCAAUCUGCUCGUCUUUUGUUCUUGUGUCUUGUAUCUCAUCGAUACGUAUGGGCCGUUGGCCGGGGCGAGUGCCGUCGCGGCGAAUGGAUUUCUGAGAUAUCUUAUCGGCGCCGUGUUUCCGCUGUUCACGGUUCAGAUGUAUCGUGGCAUGGGCGUCGGCUGGGCCACCAGCCUGCUGGCAUUCGUGACGGUUGCGCUCCUUCCGCUUCCGUGGGUGCUGUACAAGUACGGCCCGAAGAUUCGGCAGAAGAGCGCUUACACACAUUCGAAGAACUAA
Capronia coronata CBS 617.96 is the source of this 1599-nucleotide messenger RNA. RefSeq lists its product as uncharacterized. Gene Ontology annotation, molecular function: spermidine transmembrane transporter activity; spermine transmembrane transporter activity. Lineage: Eukaryota; Fungi; Ascomycota; Eurotiomycetes; Chaetothyriales; Herpotrichiellaceae. Gene Ontology annotation, biological process: spermine transport; spermidine transport; transmembrane transport. The coding region runs from base 1 to 1599 and encodes 532 amino acids. The record is from RefSeq and is a predicted model, not a curated record. The transcript has 4 exons.